GGUUUUCAGACGAGGCCUAGUUGUAUAGAAUCAACGAGAGUAUUCUGGUUCCGGGCCGGACCGCAUUUUGCCGCCGGCUCGCAGUGUAAUGGUCAUGUUAGGUUUGUCAAACAUUUGUAUUACAUCCCUAGGAUAAUUGGGACUUAUGUUUUUAAUGUGCAGCGCUACAAAAACAUCAGUAUUUCCCAGUGAAGCAGAAACAGUGAACAUCUAGUGAUAACAAUAACAAAUCCUAACGUACUGCCGGAACCGGAACCAAGUGUACUGCAAUAACCGGAAGUGAUAAUGUAGUGAAGAAUUAACUCUGCGGAAUGGAUGGAGGGAAUCGAAUGGAUUAGUCUCGGGGAUUAUGGAUUAUGAACCUUUUCCAGGAUUAAAGUAAUCCUUCAAGCUUCCGGACAAUAUGGCUUAUUCUUUCGGGUAUAGCGGCAACUACACUCCGAGCCAGGUGGUGACCGGCGUGCCAACAACCUCCCCUGGGUCAACUGGGUCAGGUUCCAACCUGUCCCCCUCCUGUGGGGUUGAGGGGGGCACCACCUCCUCCCCCCUCUCCUCUAACCCCAGGGUGGGAAUGAACGAUAUGUCUGGACAGUUGCUGGACAGCUCCCUAGCGGCGCUAUCCUACCCUCGGUUGGGAGGUGGGAUGGGGCUCGGAGGUGGUAUGUAUGGAACUAGCUAUCCUCCCUCAGAGCAGAAUCCAUAUCCUUCUCUAGCUAUGGAUAGCUCAUCAGCUUUCUAUGGAUCCUUGACUGGAGGAUACAGUGGUAUGAAGGAGGGUGGAGGAGAGAUGGGUUGGCCGUCUGGAGGUCUCUCUGGAGGCCUGACCUCGGCUUAUUAUUCAUACGAUCACCCUUCUUUAGCUGCAUAUGGGUAAACAAGUUUAUCAAAUUAAUUAAAGAGAUUGUCUUGGUAAUUUCAAGUGUCCUUCCGGCCAACAUUAAAAGAAAAAGAACCUGGCCGAUUUACAGUGGUACAGUAACCUUCUU
This is a messenger RNA of Eurytemora carolleeae, 986 nucleotides long. Its product is annotated as homeobox protein araucan. The transcript has 3 exons. The coding region runs from base 404 to 874 and encodes 156 amino acids. The record is from RefSeq and is a predicted model, not a curated record. Lineage: Eukaryota; Metazoa; Arthropoda; Copepoda; Calanoida; Temoridae.